Nomia melanderi (Alkali bee) is the source of this 1648-nucleotide messenger RNA. RefSeq names its product zwei Ig domain protein zig-8. Gene Ontology annotation, biological process: synapse organization. Lineage: Eukaryota; Metazoa; Arthropoda; Insecta; Hymenoptera; Halictidae. The record is from RefSeq and is a predicted model, not a curated record. Gene Ontology annotation, cellular component: neuron projection membrane.
GCAAUGUCGAGGCAGCGGUACGCAAACCGCAGCAGCGGGAACAGAUAAGGAAGGGAGGAGCCACGCAUCGAGCAAUCAUGUGCAGUGUCAUGUGGCUCCUUCGGCUCCUAACGACUUGCUGCCUCGUUUAUUUAUCGGCAUCCGAUGUUCAUACAGAUCUGCCAAUAGUAACGGAUUCAGUGUCAACGAAAUCAACGACGACGGCAAAGCGAUCGGUACCGACGGAUGCACCGAUGCUGUAUUACAUCUUCGACGCGCACAGCACGCUGAACAAGCAUCAGCAUUAUCACGAUCAUCGGUGGGGCCCUCACUUCGAAGGCGAAGGGAAGAAUAUGACCGUUCAGUCCGGUGGCCGCGCCAUGCUCGAUUGCAGGAUAUCCUUGCUCCAGGAUAAAACCGUGUCCUGGGUACGCAGACAAGAUAAUGGGGAGAAGGUAAAUCUGCUGACGGUGGGGCAACAAACGUAUAUAGGAGACCCAAGGUAUACAGUAAAGUUCCAGUAUCCAGAUAACUGGCGUCUGGAAAUUAAACCAGUGAAUAGUAGCGACGAGGGUCAGUACGAGUGCCAAGUCAGCACCCAUCCGCCUAAACAUAUUCAUGUGAAUCUGCACAUCAACGCGCCGUCCGUCCAAAUAGUGGACGCCUUGGGUGAGCCCCUGAGGGACAAGUACUACGAGGCCGACAGCACCAUCGAACUACAGUGCGUCAUACGUCAUAUAGCGAUGCAAGUACAGUACAGCGUUGUCCAGUGGCUGCACGGCAAUCGAAUUCUGAACUACGAUACGACCAGGGGUGGUAUCAGCGUGAAAACGGACUUAAUGGAAGAGGGGGCCAAUUCGACACUCAGUAUAGCGAGGGUAGGACCAGCUGACAGUGGAAAUUAUACGUGUCAUCUCACCACCAUGCCUGACCAACCAGCCACGGUUCACGUGCACGUGCUGAACGGAGAAAGCUUAGCCGAGCUGCAUCACGGAAGCGCAGAGGGUGUGGGAGGUGUCGGCAGAUCGCUGCUUCUCCUCCUGUCCGUUCUCCUCGUCCUCCUCGGCCGAAUACAACAGGUGCUCAGAUGAAGGCCUGACGACUGCCAUUGCGCCCCGGAAAGGCGCGGAACGGGCAUAGCGACGCACCGUCACGACGUUGGACAGUGUCGUGACACGGCACUGCAAUACAAUACGAACUUUUAUAUUAUCGCUAAAGAAUGAACGUAGCGAAGAGUGUGUGAGCGAACAAGAGAGAGAGAGAGCGAAAGAGAGAGCGCGAGAGAGAGAGAGAGAGAAAAAGAAUGGAAAAAUGAAAAGGGGGUUGAAGCGUUGCGCGAGAAAGGACUGCACGAAGGGGAGGGGUUGGCAGCGCUGAUUCAACAUUGUUCUUGGCCCAAUUGAAAGUGACUGUUUCUGCGUCGCUGCACGCCAGUGUUUCCGUUUCACCGAUGAUUCUUCCUGUACCGGUCGGAUUACGAAAGUACGUCAACUUUAGGCCUUUGUCCUUACAGGUAUUUUCAUGACGUCUCUAUGUAUAUCGGGAGACAAACACGGUCACUUCAACGACUCGCGUGAUACUUGCAGACGGUAGCUUGGAAAGUUGUGAUAAUCACGAGGAAAGCAAUACUAAUAAAAAAAAUGGCUCGGGAUUGGCCUAAUGGGACUUU